Molecule: messenger RNA, 7345 nt
Organism: Grus americana (Whooping crane)
Lineage: Eukaryota; Metazoa; Chordata; Aves; Gruiformes; Gruidae
Gene: PISD
Product: phosphatidylserine decarboxylase
Exons: 7
Coding region: 3536-4807 (423 amino acids)
Biological process (GO): phosphatidylethanolamine biosynthetic process
Cellular component (GO): mitochondrion
Molecular function (GO): phosphatidylserine decarboxylase activity
Source: RefSeq, a predicted model, not a curated record
CCCCCCCCAAUGGAACUGAAGCAGCAAUGUAAAAAUUAAAGGAAAAUGAUAAAAAGUUUCUCCAUAAUAAAUUAAGAAAAUUUAGAAAGGCCUCUUCACAUGAAAAGUAAAGAAUUUUAGAAAUUAAGGGUGGACAAAGCAGAGCAUGGUACGUUUUACCAGCCAGCACCAGUAAACGUGCGGAAAGCGGUACAGUUGGCCAACUCUUCUGCGACCGAGCUGGAAGUGAACGCGCUACUCAAAAAUCACGUGUCCUUGGCAGACACCAACUCUGUGUCGCGUUUCCCCAGCAGCGUGAGAGCGGUUUUGUUGUGCUCAGGAGCUCCUGACUGGGUGCAGAGCAUCUAGCGUUGCUCUUUGCUGGGCUGGCUCUGGAGAAGGUUGGGUGGGAGCAGGGAUUACGUGUCUGAAAUUAAACAGACGCUGCUGGGAAAGGAAUGGAACCUUUAAUAAUUAAACGGUCACUGAGUACCUCCCCCGAUUGCAAGACCUUAUUUUUGCUGGCACUUAAAAAUAGACCACAGCAUUUGGAUGCAUAAGGUGCAUUUUUUAAACAGUAGUUCUGUUACCAAAUGUAGAAAGUGUGUCCAGAGGGCUUUGAGCACUCGACUAGCGCAUUCCAAGCCUAAUGAUUCAUGCUUGCGAUUUAAAACUGAGACUGCAGGUUUGAAGUUCAGUUGCACAUUAGUCUUUCUUGUAAAUGCUUUGCUGUAUUGUUUUUUAAAACUUGAGGGAUGGGCUUGAGGUAGUAAUGACAAGUAAUUAAAUGGGGUCACUGGAUUUGAUGCUUAUUUGAGCUGACAGAGCAGAAUGGUGUUGCAUAGCUGGCAGAUUAGCAGUUCUCUAGUAGAUAAUAAUUCUCUAGGGAUUUAUACCUGCUGGUAGCUGCUUCUUUUAUUUACCUAACAUGGAUUCUGGGUGAAUUUAGACAGGUGGGGGAGUCUGGUACUGAUGUCCAACCUCCUACAAACCAACAAUCAUAAGAUUCUUGUCUAAGCUAAUAACACAGGCUUUAUGGCACUGCCUGCAUCACAAGAAGUCCAGCUAUUGAGAUGCCUUUAUAUGAGUUCCUCUGUCGUGAGCUGGUUGAUCACCAGUUCUUGUUCCUUUCCCCAUGGAAAGUAGGUAAACUCAGGGCAGGGGUGGAUUUUUCAUUUCAAUGUCCAUUUGUUUUUAGGGAGCAGGUGAGCUAUUUAAUUUGUUCCAUGCUUUCAUAGAAUCAGGCUUGUUCACAGUCUAAAAUGUAAUAAUUUCUUGAAAACGUUUUGGGGGAUAAGAUUGAAUUUCUACUGAAAAAACUUGUGGGGUUUUCUCCCUUAAGGGAGAAGGCUGAAGAAAAUGCAGAUAAGACUUCUGUUUGCUCUGUUGUCUUUCUGCAAAGUCAUGCAUAGGUGAAGGUCCUCAAAGGAGGAGAUUAGACCAAGGAGCAGGGUGCCAGCCUGGCCCGCAGGAGCUGGGCAUGGCCGGGUGCUGCAAGGUGCCCACGUGAAGGCAGGCUGAGGGUUGGGGUGCUCUGCCUGCCCCUGCCAGCACCAAAUGAACAAACUCUCCAGUUUUGUGGAGACGUGUGUUCAGUGUGAAAAUGUUUUUCAUCUUGGUCUGAUGAGAAGUGCCUUUUGAAAUGAUGUUGUCAAUUUAGCUUGUUUCUGUUUAAGAUUUAGUAUUUGAUGGUGGUAAUUUCUAAUGUUCCUGGCACAUAGAGAGAAAUGGCUCCCCUGUGCUCCUCGUUGUUUUUCUUUGAAUUUUGAUGGGAUUUGGGUAACUGCUUUCAUCGCUCUGCUACACAGAUGGCUUCAUUUUUGUCGUGUAGGAGUUUCUUGUGCCAGCCAGAGAAAGACUGAACGAUAUUUUAAAUAGAAAACUGAAAAACGUUGGCACAGGGCUCAGGGAUGUUUUGAGUGCUUUUCAGUCUAUCUGAAAUUUACCUUCUUUCAAUUAGCUGGAUUUUUUUUAUAUGCAAUUGUUAAGAUUCAGCUUAAACAACAACAUACACACAGGUCUUGGAACUGCAUGAGGUAUAGAAUAUCAUAUAGCAGUUUUCUUCCAGGAAAAAAAAAUAAUGCAGGGACUCCACAGGCAUUUCUAGGCAAUAGCUGUAAUAUUUGGAGUUGAACACCAAUCAAAAUACAUGAUUCUUGCUAGAUUAUUUUCCUUUUGAGGCCUGAGUGGGAUGCCAUUAGCUAGUUAAUUCUAGCUUUUCCUGCUGCCACCCCCCCCCCCCCCCCUUCUUCUCCUGCCUUAUCCAUAAUGCAAUACAACCCUUUCCCUCUCAUCAGUGCACCAGUGCUCCCUUUGAUCUACUCUGAGAGGCACGCAGCUUUCGUGGUGUUUUGGAGCGCUUUGGAAACAAGGAAAUUUUUUUUUUUUUUUUAAAAACCCCACACUGUAAGAGGAAGUGUAAGUGAAAUGGAUAGCCACUAGAGAGUUAGUCCCUAAACUGUUCUGGGUAUUUGGUUUAAUCUUGAGGUGAGAUGUAGCCAGCUGAUUUCCACUUCUUGAACCGGGGGUCUAGUUUCAAUCCAAAUCCAGUCAACAGGAGAUGCAGAAAAUCUAUGUUGGAGAUGUGGUCUGCAGGGUCAAAGAGGGACAUUUCCCUCUAUUUACUGAGAAUGCCUAGAUGGAAAUACUGCAGCUUCUUGUCUUUAAAAAGCAACAAAACCAAAACAGCUUCCUUUACUCAUGUUUUGUAUUUUAGUUCUACUGGACAUAAAAACUGUGACAGUACCGAGAGCCGCAUAAUCGACACGUUAACACUUCUUUUACAUCCGAUUCUCAAGCUGGCCCUAAAACUGGCUUACUUCAUUAUGUAUCUGGGUAUUUGUAGAAGAAUGUCCUUUACUUGCUCCCUUUGUGAGUCUUUUGAGAUGGAAAGAGACUGCAGGAAAUGGAUGUUGGUGUCCGGGUUGUAAAAUAGAAAGACGUUGUCUUCUUUCCAAGCUGGACAUUAAGAGCAGGAGAGGUUUUUCGGUGCCCAGCAGUUCAGAAUUCUUUCAGCAGCAGCUGCUGCACUGCAGAAUUGAAGCUGGGAAUUAUCUCCUCCUCUUUUCCACCCCACUCCUCCUCCUCCUCCCAGCCUCAGAUUCAGACUGGUUCUGGGGUUAUCUGUGCGAGGCCAGCUGGCUGCUCAGCUGACUGUAGUGCAUCGCUGCCCAGCAGCCUGAGACUGCAGGGUGUUUUUUGGAGAGUUGAGUUUCAAUGGCCACCCUGACUAGCAAGAAGCAAGGACUGCUUAUACGGACAGCUUGUUUUUAUCCUGUGCAGAGUCGGCUUUGUAGUGGGAUGUUGAAAUAUGACACAAUGCCUGUUUGUUUGCAAUAGCUGCAAUCCUCGUAGCAGAGAUUCAAGUGGGAAACAGAGGGGGAAUCCAGAGACAAACCAGCGGGGAAUUAGGAUCUGUGACGCCGUGUCCUCUCUCUGGUGCCGGAGCAAGCAAAGGAAAGAGAGGUAGAGGAAAAGACUGAGCCUUGCAACCAACCAUCAUCCUGACGAUGUGUCAGUCAAACACCCUGCAGGGACCAGAUCUGCACACAGGGAAAUGGUGAGAUGCUAUAAAGCUUUAUCUAACCCUCCACCCUCUUGCUACAACCUCCGCAAAGUUAAAAUUCAUGUCCGGAGGCUGCGUUCAGGGAACGGCAGCAGCAGCAGCUGUGCCGCGGACCAGCACCCACAACUGGAGAGUCCAGGCCCGGCUGGCUCUGCCGGUGGUACACCAAAUAGGAGAACUCGUUUCAGGUUGCAAUUUCCCCAGCUGGCCCUGAGGCGAAGGUUGGGCCAGCUAAGCUGUAUGUCUAGGCCUGCUCUGAAACUCCGUUCUUGGCCUCUGACUAUUCUCUAUUAUCUUCUGCCUUUUGGUGCUCUUAAACCCUUGACCAGAGUGGGAUGGAGGCCUAUGAGCAGGGUUGCUCUGUACAAAUCUGUACCAACUCGACUGCUGUCACGAGCCUGGGGUCGCCUGAACCAGGUGGAGCUGCCUACAUGGCUCCGGAAGCCUGUUUACAGCCUGUACAUCUGGACAUUUGGAGUGAACAUGAAGGAGGCAGCUGUUGAAGAUCUGCAUCACUAUAGAAACCUCAGCGAAUUCUUCCGCAGGAAGCUGAAACCACAAGCGCGGCCAGUCUGCUGUUUGCACAGUGUGAUUAGUCCCUCUGAUGGAAAGAUCCUUAAUUUUGGACAGGUAAAAAACUGUGAAGUGGAGCAAGUAAAAGGGGUAACUUAUUCUCUGGAAUCUUUCUUGGGACCUCGCAUCUGCACAGAGGAACUGCAUUUUACCCAGGCCCCGCCUGGUAACUCUUUUCAGCAACAACUAGUCACAAAGCAGGGGAAUGAGCUCUAUCAUUGUGUAAUCUACCUUGCACCAGGGGAUUAUCACUGCUUCCACUCACCCACUGACUGGAGAGUGUCACACCGACGUCAUUUCCCAGGCUCUCUGAUGUCUGUGAAUCCUGGGGUUGCUCGCUGGAUCAAGGAACUGUUCUGCCACAAUGAACGGGUUGUCCUUACAGGUGACUGGAAACAUGGCUUUUUCUCUUUAACAGCUGUAGGAGCAACAAACGUGGGCUCCAUCCGCAUCUACUUUGACCAGGACUUGCAUACCAACAGUCCAUGUUACUCUAAAGGUUCCUACAAUGACUUCAGCUUCAUCUCUAAUAACAACAAGGAGGGAAUCCCCAUGAGGAAAGGAGAACAUUUAGGGGAAUUUAACUUGGGCUCUACGAUCGUACUAAUCUUUGAGGCACCCAAGGACUUCAAAUUCCACCUCAAAGCCGGACAGAAAAUCCGCUUUGGAGAAGCGCUGGGCUCUCUAUAGAAAAUCUCUCAGCAAGAAAAUUUUCUAUCCAAAGGGACUCUUACCACACCACUGAGUGUUUCACAUAACAAGUCUGUAUCACUCAGCAGGACCUGGGUGAGGAAAACAGAAGAUGUCAUUGCUAUGUUAAACUUGAGAAUAUUUGGUCUAUAUUUACAUGCUGCUGAAUGCAGAGAAAAUUUUGAAUGACCAUAUAUGUAUCAGGUACAGUUGCCUUUAAAGAUGUUGACUGUGGAGGUUUCUGUCCCACCCUGUGCCUGUAGUCUUUCAUGUUCUCCUCUCAAUGUGCCACAGGAUAAUUAUGUUCUUUGAGCCUCUAAGUCCCUUUUAAGCCUUCCUAGGCUGUGCAGGUGCAAUGGGAAUGGUGGAGGUAGAGAUUAGCUGUAUUUAAAGGGACACUGACAGGUUGAGUCAGACCUUGUACCUUAUCUCUGCAAUAUUUGUUUUUCAGACCUUGAGUAAAGAAUGUGUUCCCAUAUUUAUUUUAUUCUAAGACACUCUGCUUAAGUUUUUAUGUAAAGGCAGCCUGUGAAUGCAUAGAGCGCCAAAUAGUUAAAUGGGCUAGUGUGGCUUCACAGGCCAAACUAAGCAAAAUGUACAACAGACAGCACCAGUACAAUGAAUUACACUCCUAAAGGUUUUCUGCUGUUAGACGACUUUCAUUCUUCUACCUGACAUUGUCCCUUUAAAAAUGGGCUUUGCACUGUAUUUUAAACCUGAAAACACUGUCUACAUUCCAUAUGAUGAAACUGGUCAUUUUGGGAUUUUCCUUUAAAAAAAAAAAUUAGCAGACAAAGCUGUGUGUCCUAUUCCAUGGUUUGUUUGUAUGAGAGACAGUUAACUUCACCUCUCGGAUUAAGGGGUGGAAGACAUGGGGGCGUAUCUUUCCCAUGUGAUGCAAUGAGAUGGCAGUCAAAAUAGGCUUUUACAUUCUGCUGUGUAUCUUCAUUGUUGCUUUGUCACUAAAUCCUUGAAGAAUUAAUUCCUCUACUUACAGAACAGUUUCAGGUACUUCAGGACCAAUUUUUAUUGCACGGAGUGAAAUGCCCUAUGCACUGACUGUGUAUAAAAAUAUUAUGGAUCUUUGAAGCAAUCCCAGGUUGCCUCCUCUAAUGGACUGGCAACAAUUUCAUCUUAUUCAAAAUAUAAAAAAACCCCACACCUGCUCUGACUUCUGCCCUCAUACCUACCACUAGGAAUGUGCUGGGAGCUGAAAGCUCUAUGCUGAAGCUUCAUCCUACAGCUAACUGCUACUUCAUGUCAAGAAGAGUUAAAAGUCUUAACACCCUGGGUCUGCUGAAUGUGGCACGAUAUGGCACUGACAGAAACUGGUGCCAAAGUGGAGGAAUUGAGUUUUACAGCAAUGUAUCAAUUGUUUUUAGAGAAUAAACUGUUUCAAGUCCAGGCAUUCAAACAUUUAGAACUGACUUUGCUGUCCAGAGCUUGUUGAAGCAGAUGUGCUUAUAAACCUUGCCUUUCUGCUCUCUGAAAGAUUUCUCAUAUUACUUCCCUGCUUGAGCCUUGGGUGUUUUUUCUGCGACUUAAGGGAGAUGGUAGGCUUUGACCAGCUCUGAUUUCCUGAAGAAAAACUUACCUUCUCUGUAGGCACUGCAGAAAAUAGAUUAUUGUUUUGUUGUACCAAUGUCCAGUUUGCCAAGUCCUAUAUGCUUAGCUUGUCAUCAGGAAAGAAGGGAUGAUAAACCACCUCUAAGUGAUGUAGCCCAGCCAUGACACUCAUGAUGGUGGCUGUUUGGGUGACAAGCAGGAGAAAAUUCAUUUGGCUCCGAGAGCCAAUGUUUCCUCACUUUACAUAGGGAGGAGUUUGAAAGCUUGAAGUGGCUGUCAGCCACCUAUCUUGUUAAACUUCUUGGCAUUAGCAAGUUACUCCUGCAGCAGUAUAUUACCAUAUACAGGUUAUAGAAGUGUGCACUUUUAUUAAACCAUUGAGAGUGAGAAAAGACUAAGGCAAACAUCAACCCCAAGAAGAUAAAGCUAUGACCAGUUCUUUUGGCUAAACUUCACUGUCAUGUUAACAGUAGAAAGAAGAUUUGUUCCAGUGCAUGAAAGACAACUGAAUCUUUCCCCACUUUUCCACUGGGGCCUAUGACAUCCAGACACAGCCAAAGCAACUUUAAGCUUUAAUUUCUUUCUACUCAGCAUCAUCAUCCACAGUAUCUGAAGGUUACUGUUAGCCUAGUAAUGGAGUGUGGGUUACCUGAUGUUUGUUUUAUUAGAAAUCUAAGAAGGAGGAGAGGAUUCAGCAUGCCAGCAGCUGUUUUUGUGAUGGUCUUAAUACUGUGCAGAGCUAGCUGAUUAACAAACAUUACUUGUUAUGCAGUGGCCAGCAACACACCCUGGAAGUGAAAGCAAAGUUCCUAGAGGGUACUGAUAAUGCUGUGAAUUUCUCCUGCAUGGAGAAUCCAUUUAAUUCUUCAACUGUAUCAGUAGCACGGUAUUUUUGUAUGUCAAAGUGUAUGACUUACUGACACUAACUCAUUUAAUUGCAAACAUUUUGAAAUAAAGAGUCUUAUCAGUGUU